AGGGGCGCAAUAUGCAUGCAUCUUUCACCAAAUCCCUGACCGAACGCCGACGAGUCGUUCACUACUAGGUGACUCUAGCUUCCCUUGCAACCACUUCACCCCGGCCACAAACAUCACCAUGCCCCGCCUGGUCCGUCGCGCGCCGCUGUCUGAGCGCGUCGCUGCCUAUCUCAAUCCGUUGGACUUCCUGCUAUGGCUUUCGGAAGAGCUGAACGGAAAUGACUGGGACGAGUUCCAGCGCGCAUAUGCGCUGCCUAUGGGAAUUGGCAUGAAUGUCGUCUUCAUCAUUGCACGGGCGAACUCAAAGCCGGGAAAGAGCUAUGACUAUGAUGUCUUUGCAGACUCUAAGAGAUACGGGAGCGGUUGGUUCAGCGCUGGAAUAGCUUUCCUCAUAUACCUCCUCACCACUGUGUCAUUCCUUAAUGCCUGGUAUACCUUCUCCCACAAGCGCCAUUACCGCUUGUUCGAACAAUCGGUCGAUGUACCACCAUCCACUCCUUCAGCCCAUCGGGUCCGCGUGGACUCUUCCCCAAUAGCAUCAUCGCCUCUUCGCUUCCUUUCGAACAUGAUGUCAGGCACAACAGCAGAAUCUCGGGCACAUCCCGACGCUGCACGAGAUGUCUGGGAAGUAGCAGUAUGGGAUCCAAAUCCCCUCUGCCUGGAGUUGUUCUGCUGGUUCAGUCCAGUCCAUGUCAUGACAUACUACUUCUUCCUCCCGCUCGCGCCUCUAGAGCCCCAGCCAAUGUCCAAGAUCGCGACCAUGAUCUCCGUAGUUGUCCUUCUCUCCGUACAGCUACAUUUCCUCCGUACAAGCUUCGCACAGCAAUCGAAAGACUCAGCGCUCAUCCAGCGAGAGGUCAUGAAUGAAUACGACACCAAAUUUGUCCACCCAGCCCUCCAGAGACCAGUCCGCGACGUCGGAGUUCAGAUGCCACCACCAAGGCGGCGAGAAUCAGGCCGCGGCAUCAUCACAGAAGUCGACACUUAUACCCCAACCACCAUCAUCAACCGCGGUUUCCGCACAAACCCCAACCCGAGCUACGCCUCCCAAUACGACCCUGAAGAUAACCUCAGCAAGCCGGAACCUCGCAUCUCUCGUCGGUCGUCUAUGACACCUUCGCUCCACAACGCGAACGGAUACUUCCCACCCGUCUCGACAUCCACAUCGACCGCCGAUUUCUCCUCCCCAAUCCGCCCCGUGAAGCAGCUCCCGGCGAUGCGUCAGCCCAAGUUCCGGCAAUCGGACGUUGGAGCUGGAGACGGCGGUAGCUUGGGCGUGUACAGCCACGCUGCGUCGCCGCUCAGGAAAGCGGCUUCGACGAACCAGCUCCACCGGAACAGCAACGGCGAAAGAAGGCGAGACCUGAGUCCCGAGAAGCGCGAAGGGAGCCCGCUGAAGCGGAUGAGCACGGCCGGAGUUGGCGAGGCGAGAGCUACGGGAGCUACGCCGCAGCGGUUCCCGCAGACGCAGUAUGGAGGGCUAGGAGUUGGGCGGAGGGAGAGUGGACGCUUUUAGCCUCAAGGAUGAUGAAGCGGGUGUGGGGCGUUCGAGAGAGAUGGCAUGGGUUGUAUGAUAGUGCGGAUGGCGAUACAGAUACCACAUAUGCAUAGGUUUAGGUGUCGGGCUCUCCUAAUUUAUCUCGUUUCUAAUCUCAUGAUAUACUCAAUCAGCCUCCCAUGUCCCAAUGCUCUCAUCCCAACCUACCCCCUCUCACCCUCUUUCCCACUCAUCCCCCAGCAUCCCACCUUCAAGCACUCCGCCCAUCCACGCCCCGGAUUUUCAACCGCGCUAAAUCUAAAUCGUGGAACUGCCGCACGUUUACGGCUUUUAUAUCCAGGGGCUUGUAGCUUGCGUCAAGGCUUUUCGCGAAGAGGCUGCUGCCGCAUUGCGGGCAGAAGAAGUGUGCGACGCGGGCUUUGGCGAAGGUGU
This is a messenger RNA of Mytilinidion resinicola, 1930 nucleotides long. RefSeq lists its product as uncharacterized. Gene Ontology annotation, biological process: regulation of exit from mitosis; maintenance of rDNA. NCBI's taxonomy places the organism in Eukaryota, Fungi, Ascomycota, Dothideomycetes, Mytilinidiales, Mytilinidiaceae. Bases 119 to 1516 code for a protein of 465 amino acids. The transcript is spliced from 3 exons. The record is from RefSeq and is a predicted model, not a curated record.